AAAAUCUCUCGUGUCGUCAUACGCGCCGUCGUGAAGCCCGGGCACGUGCCCUAGGCGCAGGCGGAAAUGGAACAAAGAAACUGAUGUAGUCGGCGCUCGGCCGCGUCUGGUGGGGUUUUUGCUCUCCGAGUCCCCAGUCCAAAUCCACCAUCCUAAACCAGCCCCGUACCUCCACAGCCUCCCUGCGAAUCCACCGCCACCGUCCAUUCGGCCGCCAUCGCGCCUCGGAUCCGAUGGACACGGGCGCAGAUCAUCCACGCCACCGCCGGCUCAGGAAGGUCUCCGAUCUCCGCACCACCGCCGCCGCAUACCCACCCCCGAAACGGAUCCGUUCGGGCGAGGAGCACAACAGUUGCCGCGAGGACAAGAUCAGCAGCUUACCUAACGAGAUAUUAAUCUUGAUCAUUGACAAGCUAGAUGCACGGACAGCGACAGCCACCACUAUCCUUUCGAAGCAAUGGCGGGAUCUCUAUACACACUCGCACAUAGGUUAUGACCUUACGGUUGAUGACAUUCUCCCUCCACGGUACCACAGACUGAAGCAAAUUGUGGUGGAGGCUAAGGCAAGGUAUGAGGCAGAGAAGAAUGCACUGAAGUCGGACGGCAGUUAUGCUUCUAGAGACUGGUUAUAUUCCUUCAAAGACUGGAGGUGGAAAGUCUGUCAGCUAACACCCAUCCUGCAACGUUAUGAGCGUUGGGCCAUGCGACGCUAUGUUAAACGGGUGAAUGCAUUCCUUCUGGCCCCCGACAACGUUCAGCAACGUUCUAUCCAGAAGCUGAGGCUUCAAGCCUGUGGGAGGAGCGAUUUCACAGAUCAAUGGAUCACGGAAGCGAUUGGCAGAUGGGGCGUUGAAGAAUUGGAGCUUGUCAUUGACAACUCUUCCUGGCGCUAUGACUUCCGGCUGUUGGAUGGAUGCAAGAAUGUGCGACUGAAACGGCUUGUGCUAUCCAAUUGUUAUCAUCGUUUUGCACCCGCCCCCUUGACGUUUCAGAGCCUCACAUCACUUACUCUGUGCAAAGAAAGUUUACGCAUGCUACAUGUUCUUGAUAUUCUGGGAAACUGCGGGCAGCUGGUGGAUUUGAGGCUGAAAGAUUCUGGCUGUCGCCAACCUGCUUUUAAUAUCGUUAUUCCCAACUCACAGUUAAAGAGUCUGCAAUUGGACAACUACAACACUGUGAGUGUCCAUCUGGCUUUGGUGCCUUGUCUUGAAACAUUUGCUUGUCGUGGUCAGCCAACUAUAAUACGCUAUGGCGAUGUGCCUCGACUUAGGCAUGUGAGUCUGAACUUCUUGCAAACUGGAGAUAAUGGCAAGGAUGAUUCCUCUGGUAGCAACAGGACAUAUCAACUAAGCAAAUUCUUUACAGGGGCACCGCCAUCUCUAGAGUACCUUGUUCUGCAGUUAAGAGGGCGUCAGAUGUGGAUCGAACCAACCGCCAUUCCUGUCCGGCUCAAUCAUCUCAAUAAACUAUUCAUUGCAAACGUGCCAAUGAACUGGGAUACAAUCUGGAUUCUCUGCCUAGUUGGUGCCGCACCUGCCUUGGAGUCGCUCCAUGUUCAUUUUGACAACAACUCGGAGAAGGCGAGUGCCGCAGGAUCACUAGAUGUGCAGGUGGAACACCAUCCGUACCACCAUCACCUGAAAGAACUCGUGGUCAUUGGCUUCAACGGGGCGGUGUGGCAGACUGGCUUUGUGAAGCAGAUCAUCCAGGCAUCGCCGAUGCUGGAGCGCGCCCACCUGCUGGACGGGCACGUCGUGGAGGACGAAGAUCGGGAGCUCGUUGGCCUGGAGAUAGUCCGGCGCCGCCGGGAGUGGCACGAGUGUGAGAGAUCGGAGGUGCUCAGAGUCCUGGCAGACGGGAUCAGUUCGCCGCAUCUUGAAAUAGUUUUGGAAUGACUUUUGGUAAAAGUCUGCUGUGCCGGUAGCCCCCUUCCGUUUGUAGGGCUUGUAGCUGUAUGCCAGUGCCCAAUGAUUAUCUCAUGCUGGCUCUAAAGAUAGAAUAACAUGUGUUUGUAUGUGGUAUCUUGUUCCUUACUUUUGCUUGAUUAUCCAAAGGACGGAUGCAGCUAGCUGUUGAGAUGAUUGAUC
Triticum urartu is the source of this 2087-nucleotide messenger RNA. RefSeq lists its product as uncharacterized. NCBI's taxonomy places the organism in Eukaryota, Viridiplantae, Streptophyta, Magnoliopsida, Poales, Poaceae. The record is from RefSeq and is a predicted model, not a curated record. Gene Ontology annotation, molecular function: protein binding.